Messenger RNA from Balaenoptera acutorostrata (minke whale), 2662 nucleotides. It is a transcript of the gene TICAM1, whose product is annotated as TIR domain containing adaptor molecule 1. Gene Ontology annotation, molecular function: protein kinase binding. The record is from RefSeq and is a predicted model, not a curated record. NCBI's taxonomy places the organism in Eukaryota, Metazoa, Chordata, Mammalia, Artiodactyla, Balaenopteridae. Gene Ontology annotation, biological process: positive regulation of canonical NF-kappaB signal transduction; TRIF-dependent toll-like receptor signaling pathway; positive regulation of myeloid dendritic cell cytokine production. Bases 290 to 2407 code for a protein of 705 amino acids. The transcript has 2 exons.
GGGGCGGUCGGAGGCCGUGCGCCUGGAGCCACCAGCGCGCCCUUCGCGCUCUGCCAUCCCCUGGCACCGCCACUAGGCCGUCCGGCCACCAGCCCCAGCCCCGAGGACACGAGCGGCGCGGCCAGCCGCCCCCGGAUCCCUGGUAGGUCUGCUCUGCAGCCCCCAGGGGACCUAGUACCCGUGAGCAGGUAGGGACACCGGGCCUGCAGCGCAGGGGGGGCGGCGUGUGGAACAUGACUCCAUCACCCAGUGUUUCUCACGCCGCCGGAGGCCACACCCACCUGCGCCCAUGGCCAGCACAGGCCCGUCCCUUUCUGGCGCCUUUGACAUUCUAGGCGCGGCGGGCCAGGAUAAGCUCUUGUAUCUUAAGCACAAACUGAAGACCCUGCGGCCAGGCUGCCGGGGGGCGGACCUCCUGCAUGCCAUGGUGCUCCUAAAGCUGGGCCAGGAGACCGAGGCCAGGAUCUCCCUGGAGGCGCUGAAGGCGGACGCUGUGGCGAAGCUGGUGGCCCGCCAGUGGGCUGGUGUGGACAGCACUGAGGCCCCAGAGGAGCCCCCAGACGUGUCCCGGGCCGUUGCCAGGGUGUACCACCUUCUUGCCGAGGAGAGGCUGUGUCCAGCGCCAAUGCGGGAGGAGGCCUACCGCGCAGCCAUCCGUGCUUUCAGGUCCAGGGACGACCCCCAGCUGGGGGAGCUCCAGGAAGAGGCACGAGACCGGUGCGGAUGGGAGGUCCUUAGGGACCUGGAGGGCACCCAAACUCUCCACUCCGAUCUGGGGUGCCUCCUGCCGUCCUCGGCAUCACCCUCCGGGACCCGCAGCCAUCCGUGGCCCAUCGAGGACCUUUCGGAGUGGAGCAGAGGGCAUUCCCUGAGAUCCACCGGCAGCCCCGCCUCCCUGGCCAGCAACUUGGAAAUUAGUCAGUCGCCCACCAUGGCCCUCCUCAGCAGUCACCACAGCCCCCACGGGCCCAGCAAGCUGUGUGACAAGCCCCGGCCCAGCCCAGUGCCCGAGCCUGCCCCUAUGGGCUGCCAGGAGCCCGAGGAGAUGAGCUGGCCCCCAUCAGUGGAGGCUGCCAGGCCCCCGGCGCGGCCAAACAGCCCAGCCCCCAGGCUUCCCGAGGUGGCCGCAGAUGCAUGCCCCGCCAGCCUGCACGACCCCCCGGAAGCUCCGAAAACCAGCACUCACCACCCGGUGGAGUGCACGGAUGUGCCAGCAGCUCCCAAAUCUCUCCCCUCGCGUUCCAGAAACGCCUGCCCUGUCGCGGAUCAGUCGCCAAUCCAACUUUCAGAGGAAGACACCACUUACCCGGCGGCUCAGCCACGCCCACCGACUCCAUCGGCCCCCAAAACGUCCUCUCCCUUUUCGUCUCCAUCGACCCCUCCUAAGGCUCACCCUACCGUCUCGAAGCCAGGGCCCCCUCCUCCUGAGCUGGAGUCGCCAGAGCAGAAAUUCUAUAACUUUGUGGUGCUGCACGCUGGCGCUGACGAGCACAUCGCGUUGCGCGUGCGCGAGAGGCUGGAGGCCCUGGGCGUGCGCGACGGCGCCACGUUCUGCGAAGAUUUCCAGGUGCCAGGGCGCGGCGAGCUGCACUGCCUGCAGGACGCCUUAGACCACUCGGCCUUCACCAUCCUGUUGCUCACCUCCAACUUCGACUGCCGGCUGAGCCAGCACCAGGCGAACCAGUCUCUGAUGAGCAGCCUCACGCGGCAUGGGUGGCAGGAUUGCGUGAUCCCCUUCCUGCCCCUGGAGAGUUCCCUGACCCAGCUCAGCCCCAGCACGACCAGCCUGCUCAACGCCCUGGUGUGGCUGGACGAGCACUCCCCGAUCUUCGCCAAGAGGGUGGCCAACACCUUCAAGUCCCAGAAGCUGCGGGCCCGCAAGGCCAAGUGGAGGAAGGAACAGGAUAUCCGGGCCCUGCAGGAGCAGAGCAAACACCUGGAGGGUGAGUGGCAGCAGGCAGCGGCGUGGAGUGCCGCGCACUCGGCUUACCUCCAUAACUACCUGUCGUACCAGAUGCAGAUGGAGAAGCUCCAGGUAGCUUUCGGGAACUACAUGCCAUUUGAGACUCAGCUGCCUUCUGUGCCUCAGGUGCCCUUUGGGGGACCGGGGACCCUGGGAGCCCCACCACCACCCUUUCCCACGCGGCCGGGCCAUCAGCCGCCGCCCCUGCCUCCUUGGCUGGCGGGCAUGCCCCCACCGGCCUUCCCGCAGCCCCCGGUGGCUUUCCCGCAGCCCCAGGCCUUCCCGCAGCCCCCGGACUUCCCACAGACUUCACCCGUGCACUCUCAGGGGCUGCAGCCCCUCAUCAUACACCAUGCGCAGAUGGUACAACUGGGACUCAACAACCACAUGUGGAACCAGAGAGGGAUGCAGGCGCCCGAGGACAAGACGCCAGAAACGGAAUGACCAAGUGACUGGACUUGAUGACCUCGGCCUUGAUUCCCCAUCUCCAGGGGUUAGUGGAACAUGGGGUCGUUUGCUACUUUCAGGACACUGCCGGGAAAAUUGACCACAUGACUUUCUGGCCCUUGAGGUAGCCAGAAUUGGAUGUGUUUACAAAUUCUCAGUCAAUCCCUCCCUCUCUCUGGACCGUGGUGGUGGGGAAUGGGUUGGAGGUAUGGGUAUGGUGUUUUAAUUGUAAUAAAUAUUUAUUGAAUGCUU